AUGAUGCUGAAAAGAACUAGCAGUGGGUACAGAUCCCUCAAGGAGUCGUCAAGUGAGCUGGAGGUUGCGGUCCAGGCCUCCGAGGGCUCAAUGGCGUCUCCCACGGGCAUCACUCCAUUCCUCAUAUUCCUGGUCUUUGUCGUCACUCUCGGCCCCUUUCAGUUUGGGUACCACCUGGGAGAACUCAACGCCCCUGAAAAGGUCAUCACUUGCACAGUGGAUGAACCGCCUCGAUAUGGUGUCCUCAGCCUUCCACAAUGCAUACCGAUGGACGCGGCCGAGUGGGGCAUGAUUCAGUCUGUCUUCACUAUCGGAGGUCUUUUCGGAGCCCUCUUCAGCGGUUCUGUGGCCACGAGAUUCGGUCGUCUGGUCGCAGUGAGAGGUCUUACCCUCUUCUUGGCGAUUGGACCCAUCGCAGAGGCUCUUGCAGGGAGCAUGUGGGUUAUGGGGCUAGGGAGAACAAUUUCUGGCCUGGGAGCAGGGGCAGCCACCGUGGUUGCUCCCAUGUACAUCUCUGAAGUGGCACCAGCAGAAAGCCGUGGACUCUUUGGGGCCUUUACCCAGGUCCAGAUCAACCUAGGAAUCUUCAUCGCACAGCUCCUCGGAUACUUUUUGUCCACCAACGACAAAUGGCGCUGGAUUCUUGCCGCAGCCGGAUUCGUUGCCGGGGCCACAUUCUUUGGGCUGAUGUUGGCUCCCGAGACCCCCAAAUGGCUGGCCGCCAACAACCAACCGCGAAUGGCAAUGGGGAUACUGCAACGCAUCAGAGGCAGAGAAGCUGACAUCGGCGAAGAAAUGGCAGACUGGGAAAUAUCAGGCGAAGCCGAGGAGGAAAGUCUUCUUGGACCUCCUCGGGGAUCUGGAUCACAACGACAACCGAUUAUGUCCUUUCUCGAGGUCGUUCGAAACCCGACGUACCGGAGAGCUGUGAUUGCAGUCUCCGGUGUCAUGAUGGCCCAGCAACUCAGCGGUAUUAACAGCGUUGUCAUGUAUAGCGUCUCCAUCCUGGGAAACAUCAUGCCGAAUCAAGCGGCACUGAUUACAGUCAUGGUUUCGGCCACAAACGUGCUCGUCACGCUGGCGACGGCUCCUCUGGCCGACAGACUGGGUCGGAAACCAUGCCUGCUCCUGUCACUUGCAGGAAUGGGGUCGGCGUCCGUCAUGCUUGCGGCAGGUCUGUCCAACGACGCCCGAGUCCCCAUCGUUCUCGGUCUAGUGCUCUUCGUCUGCAGUUUUGGUGCUGGAUUGGGUCCGGUGCCUUUUAUUCUGGCGAGUGAGCUGGUCGGUCCCGAGGCUGUCGGAGCUACCUCAAGCUGGGCACUUGCCUGCAAUUGGCUAUCGACCUUCUUGGUCGCUCAAUUCUUUCCUAUGAUCAAUGCUGCGCUCCCCCGAGGGAGUGUGUUCUGGAUCUUUGCGGCGCUGGCGGCUGCAUUCGGGGCGUUUGUUGGACUCUUUGUGCCCGAGAGCAAGGGAAGGGCGAAUGCGGAUGAAGUCUGGAGAAGACAGAGUCGUUCUAGCGAACUCUGA
This is a messenger RNA of Capronia epimyces CBS 606.96, 1527 nucleotides long. RefSeq lists its product as uncharacterized. NCBI's taxonomy places the organism in Eukaryota, Fungi, Ascomycota, Eurotiomycetes, Chaetothyriales, Herpotrichiellaceae. Gene Ontology annotation, biological process: monosaccharide transmembrane transport. The transcript has 2 exons. Gene Ontology annotation, molecular function: hexose transmembrane transporter activity. Gene Ontology annotation, cellular component: membrane. The record is from RefSeq and is a predicted model, not a curated record. Bases 1 to 1527 code for a protein of 508 amino acids.